AAUCAACCUGCAAUGAUGAUCAGAAUCGCAGGAUGGUGUCCACUCCCUCUGAAUCUGAGACUCUGAGUCUCAGUCCACUCCUCCAGAGUUCUCAUGAUAAAGCCAAUACUGACAGAUCUGACAUGUGCGGCUUCCUGCCAAAGCUUGGGUCCUCCACGUCUAGCAGCAUUGUGAAUUUUGUGAUAGGAGUCAACAACCAGGCAUCAGCUUAUCGGGAGCUGCUGCUAGUUUUCAGACACAAGUGGACGCAAGCGACGCACCAAGAGUGCAGAAGGGCUGAGACGAAGGGGUCGGAGCUAAUGAUAGCACAGGUCAGGAGCAUUAAUAUAGAUUGCUAAUCACAGCGUGUGAAAACCUAGUUUUGAUCAGUGUGAGCUUUGUGCGGAUUUUGCUCAGUGGUCAGCUAGCUGCUUGCUUCUCUGCAGCUGAAGAAAGCAGGACAUGCGCAUCGAAGCCUGAAGAUCGAGGAAGAGAGGGCAAGCAUCAAAAGAAGGGAGACUGCAGAUGUUAGCCGCGGAAGCUGUGAGCAGCGCAGAGAAACCCUGCGAUUCUUCCGUUUACAGCUGCAGUUUGUGUAGGUCAACAAACGUACCUGGUUCUAGACUCUAUUAGCGGUUGUCAGAGAGUUCAUAAGCUAUUCUGGAAGAUUUGUGAGCUUUGCUUAGGUUCACAAACCCCACCACCCCUCUGUCGUCCUCAAAAGCCGGGCACAUUUUCUUCUGCUCAACCAACUUUUUUCCAAGGCGUUCUUUCAAUGUCAUUUGUAUCAACGACACCUCGAGAACAUUGGUCAAGCUGCUACAGGUCAAGAAUGUGAAAAGAGAUGCCAAGUGAAGUCUAGUUCCUAGUGAAUAAUUCAACAGGCACAAACUAACCCAUUGUGGCAGCCCCAAGUACCACGCUUAUGGCUAACCUGGCCAGCUUAACCCAGAUAAACGUGGUAGUAGCGGAGCGGCCCCCUUAUGCAUAUCCCAACGCUUCGGACCCUUAUGGCUGGUCGGGGAUGCUGGUCUCUCUGAUUCCGGUGCUGUUUCAAGCGGCGGGAAUCAAUGCAUCGCUCAACUUUUACGAGUCGCCAGACAACGGGGGAGGGACACUAAAGAAUGGCACGUGGAACGGUGUCACCGGAGAGCUCAUUGCCAAGCGCGCAGACAUUGCCGCUUUCCCUCUCGUACAAUCACCGGGCCGUCCCGACUACAUCGACAUGUCGUACUCGUACAACGAAGCGGGGCUAGGGAUUCUGGUGAAGAAACAGAUCUCUAGCAGCAGCGGCACUACGCUUUAUCUGAAGCCCUUCACCUCCGAUCUGUGGGCCGUUCUUAUAUGCACAGUCUUGGGGAUGGGCUUCGCUCUGUAUCUCCUAUCCCUGGUCUCGCCGCUCGGGGGAUACGCUAUCAAGCGCAUGCGUAACGUGACGGCUGGUACGGAGGAGCAGCGUUACGUUAUCGAAGACAUGUUGGACUCUUUCCUCAUUGACGUCCUCAUGGCCGCUGUGAACAACGCCUGGGAGCCACGUGGCAAGUCCUGGUCCAUUCGAUUGCCGUUCGUUGCCUACAUCUUCUUCAUGCUCAUCAUCAUCUCUAGUUACACCGCCAACUUCGCUUCCUACCUGACCGUUAACCAGUUCAGCACCGUGGUUAGCAGCCUCCAGGACCUCAAGAAGGGCGGCCUCAAUUUCACGAUCAACGCGGGGGGGGCGACGUACACCUACUUCACUCAGAGCCUGGCCCCCACGAUCCUGACGCUCCAACCCAAGCUCUCCACCGUCGACGCCACCUUUCCGGGCCUGGAUUCCGUCCGUUCCGGUGCCGCUUCCGCUUACAUCGGCGAGUCCCCGACGCUGCGUUACUUCGCGGGAAUGGAGCCUUGCGACCUGGCCGUUGUGGGGCAGCCUUUUGGCCCGUCGGUCUAUACCCUCGGCCUGCAGUUCAACUCUCCUUACACGCCACGAAUCAAUGAGGCCAUGCUGACACUCAAGGGGAACGGCUAUUUGGACCGACUCCAAAGGAUAUGGAUCCAGGACGCCAACGUAUGUGGUGGCAACUCUGCAAGCGACACGAUCGGGGCGCUGAGCAUCAGCGACUUCUCCGGCCUGUGGUACCUCUUGCUGGUCGCCAUCGCGUUCGGUUUUGUCUGGGCGGGGCUCGAGCGGUACGUACUUUUCCUCCUCACCCGGUACCCUUCACUUAGGGACCGGUUGGCCGCGUGGAAGGCGGCCGCGGCGCGCCACGGAAAGAACUUCGAAAUGACCCGGGUGUUCUCGCACGUGUUUUCCCGGUCGGUAUCCAUACUCGUACGGAGUAAGUCCGAGAUCGCGGCCGCGACGCCGACGGGGCGCGCGCGCGCGCCUGCGAGCGCCGAGGAGGAGAGGUCGACGGAAAGGGCGGCGCGGCUUGCGGUGGAGAAUUACGAUCGGGAAAAGGCGGAGCGCGCCGCACAGAAAGUAGGGCGGUUGUGGUAAUCCUAGAACUUAGGUUGCAGGAAGGUCAAUAAAAGGUUUUCGUGAUUCAGGAAGGUUCAAAGGGUUGGAGUUUUAAGGGGACUAAAAAGGACGGCGAGGGCUGCCGGCUGGCGGUCUCGAUAGAUUCCUCAUUGCUCGCAGGUAAUCAGCGUCAGAUAUAGCAAGAGUCUGGCCGUAUAUAUUUCGGCAUAAUGGUGGGAGGUUUGGUUCGUGACGAGUCGGAUUAACCUUCUCGAUCCGGGCCUUCCUUACUUCGGUUGAAGGGCAUUGGAAUGGGCUCUCUGUCCCCGCGACGGUAGUCCGAAACGUCCUGAUGGUGUUGACCCAAUUAGUCAGUAAAAUGUGUCAGUAGACUUUGUCAAUUACUGACUUUACUAGUCAAACAUAUAGCGUGCAGAAUGGGGGCUUCUCCUACGGUCGAGGUUGGGUAGAGUGCUCGGAAGCCAAUGCCCGCACGGUGCGAAGGUCGUCAAACCGGUAUCAGACAAAAGGAACCUACAAAUCUGCGUUUCAAGUUCAUUUCAUAAUUCGGUGUCGUCAUAAAGGAUUGAUAUCGAUUUGGCUACCACCUUGGACAUUAGUAUGCCAAUCAAGUCCCCUUGAAAUUGUAUAUUAGCG
Klebsormidium nitens is the source of this 3079-nucleotide messenger RNA. The record is from the annotation of a GenBank genome assembly. NCBI's taxonomy places the organism in Eukaryota, Viridiplantae, Streptophyta, Klebsormidiophyceae, Klebsormidiales, Klebsormidiaceae.